AUGCAUCUCAUACAUCACAUCCUACCCCUGAUAUGCCUCCUAUUCCUCCAAGUACUCUCCCAAGAUGAAGCUGUAGGAGACAAAUACCUGCUCGGCGUUGGUCGCGCCGAUGUCACUGGGCCCGUCGUUGAGAUCGGAAUGAUGGGGUACGCCGACCUUGCACAGAAAGGAUCAGGCCUUCGACAGCGAAUACAUUCUCGAGCGUUUAUAGUUGCAGAUGUGAACAGUCCGGGGGACAGGUUCGUGUAUGUGAGUGUGGAUGUGCAAAGUGGUGAUACAGCGAUAAGGGAUGGUGUUCUAAAGGGGCUGGAAGCGGCGUUUCCUGGCGUUUAUGGGCAGAACAAUGUGGCUGUGGUGGGGACGCACAGUCAUGCUGGGCCUGGUGCAUGGCUCAAUUAUCUACUCCCCCAGAUAACGACGCAGGGGUUUGAUUCGCAGUCGUACACCGCUAUCGUGGAGGUAAGUGAUGCAAACGUCAAUCGUAGCCCUUAUGCAUAUGAGGCAAACCCGGCGGAAGAGAGAGCAGAGUAUGGAGAUGUGGGUGGAGAUGUAGAUAAGGAGAUGACGGUUCUUUCUUUUAAGAAAGAAGAUGGCACGCCUCUUGGGCUCCUCAAUUGGUUCCCCGUUCAUGGGACAUCUCUCUAUGGGAAUAAUACACUCAUCGCUGGGGACAACAAAGGCUACGCCGCUCUUCAACUCGAAAAAGAUCUCGGAAAUGGCUUUGUAGCUGGAUUUUCUCAAGCUAACGUCGGCGAUACAUCUCCAAACACUCUCGGACCAGUCUGCCAGGAUACCGGACUAGAAUGUAGAUACGAGGACUCAACAUGCAAUGGGGUCUCUCAGCAAUGUCGAGGUCGCGGUCCGGCGUUCCAAAUCUCCGACACGGAAUCGUGCCGCAUUAUCGGGCAGACACAGUACCUGGGAGCGAAGCGGAUCUACAACAGCGGUAGUAGCGGCAGCGGUAGUGGUAGUAGCGAUAGUAGCGCAGCGCAGACACCCGUGUCCGGCGACGGUGGGAUCGUGCGCAGUCUACAUACGUUUGUCGACUUUGGAGCAGGCUUCGCAGCUGGAACCACGGAUUGGCCGGGUUUCGCGGAUUUCACACAGAACGAUCCAGGCGCGCCUAGUAACCCGUUUUGGCUACUUGUUAGGGAUUUGUUGAAGACUCCGACUAAGGAGCAAAAGGAUUGUCAUGCUCCGAAACCAAUUCUGCUGAACGUAGGUGAAAUGGAUCAGCCCUAUGCUUGGACACCGAAUAUCGUCGAUAUUCAAAUGUUCCGCGUAGGGCAGCUCGCCAUUAUCGUAGCACCUGGAGAAGCCACGACGAUGGCAGGACGUCGCUGGAAAGCAGCCGUAGCUGAUGAACUCGACAAGUUGGGAAUAAUUAGUAAAGAAUCCGGAUGGACGGUUAUCGGGGGGCCAGCCAAUUCGUACACGCACUACAUCGCGACUCCUGAAGAAUAUGCCAUACAGAGAUACGAAGGUGCCAGCACACUUUAUGGGCAAUUUACCUUGGAUGCAUACAUAUCUCUUUACAAGACCUACGCACCGUACCUCGCCGCAAAAGUUCCGUCAACUCCCCUGCCCACGGGCACUAAACCGCCGAUCAACACCAAUAAUUCGAUCUCGCUUAUCACUGGCGUGGUGCAAGAUAGCCCGCCACUAGGAAAGAGCUUCGGGAGUGUCCUGACAGACGUUAUGGGUCCGUACCAGAUCGGCGCCAUGGUAAAGGUCGUCUUUGUCGGGGCGAACCCGAGAAAUAACCUGAGACUGGAAGGAACAUUUGCGGCGGUUGAAAAAAAUGAGUCGGGGACGUGGGCUAGGGUUAGAGAUGAUACCGAUUGGAACUUGGUCUACGAGUGGAAGCGGACAGAGGAAUUGACCGGACAGAGCAAGGUUACCAUUACGUGGACGGUUGAAUCGGGUACACCGGCUGGGCAAUAUAGAAUUAGGUACUAUGGCGACUCAAAGGCGCUUUUUGGAGGGAAAAUCACGGCGUUUGAAGGCGUUUCGGGGGUGUUUAAUGUAGUUUGA
Morchella importuna is the source of this 2034-nucleotide messenger RNA. RefSeq lists its product as uncharacterized. NCBI's taxonomy places the organism in Eukaryota, Fungi, Ascomycota, Pezizomycetes, Pezizales, Morchellaceae. The transcript is spliced from 7 exons. Bases 1 to 2034 code for a protein of 677 amino acids. The record is from RefSeq and is a predicted model, not a curated record. Gene Ontology annotation, cellular component: extracellular region. Gene Ontology annotation, biological process: sphingosine biosynthetic process; ceramide catabolic process; long-chain fatty acid biosynthetic process. Gene Ontology annotation, molecular function: N-acylsphingosine amidohydrolase activity.